Molecule: messenger RNA, 5946 nt
Organism: Acinonyx jubatus (cheetah)
Lineage: Eukaryota; Metazoa; Chordata; Mammalia; Carnivora; Felidae
Gene: GPSM1
Product: G protein signaling modulator 1
Exons: 14
Coding region: 2186-4303 (705 amino acids)
Molecular function (GO): GTPase regulator activity; protein binding
Source: RefSeq, a predicted model, not a curated record
GGGAUGGGGGGAGGGCUGGUGGCUGAGAGGCCCCUGAAAAUGGGGAAGCUAUGGGUGGCCCUCUCCUUGUCCCUUUCAGGCCAGCAGCUGAGGGUCCCAGGAACUGGGAAGGGGAGAGCAGGUGGUGAGCACCCCCACUGUGGGGUGACCCGCUAGAGGUGUGCCCCAGGCAUGAGGCACCCGGACAGGGGCAUCCUCAGGAGUGGGUCGGGCACCCAGGCUGCUCCGUCCUGCUGCCCACCCGUCCCCAUGGGCUCCUUCCAUGGGUGCCCCCGGGCACUGGCCCUGGCAGGGCCUCUGGGGAAUAAUGGCCUGGCCCCAUGGUUUCCUCGGAACACAACCUCAGGUGCUUUCCCGAGCUAGGUGCCCCUCCACCCGCAAUUCCUGUUCCCGCCGCGCUGCCUGCCCCGCGCUGUCCCAAAAUCCCCACGUGAAAGGGAGUCAGUGUGGCUUUGCUUUGGGGGCAACGGGAGGGGGUGGGCAGGGGCCCUGGGGCAUCUGCCCAGUGGCCCAGCCUGUGGGUGACAUCUCUAGGGAAGAAGGACGGUGACUAUGUUUAGCAGCGAGUGGAGCUAAGGGGACACAGCCCCCAGUUAGUCAUGUGUAGCAGGAGCCGGGGGCCUGGCUUGCAGACCGGCCGUGGUGGUCAGCACCGGAGGACCCCACAGAGUCUGUGGGGCACAUAGGCGGGGACGGGAGCCCUGAUGGAGAGCAGGGCAGUUUGGUCCGGGUGUGGCUGGGCUGAUGGCUUCUCCUGGGAUGCUGUCUCGGAUGCCCAGGCGAGGCUGAGGGGUGUGGUCAUGAUGCGGUGGCUGGAACAGUAAGACUGGCCCCUGGGGAGUCGAUACCAUUUUAUUAACCGGUAAGUCUGUGGGCAGGCGGCGGGAGCUUGGCAGACAGUAUCCCGCCUCCCGGCCACUGUGGUCUGGCCACUGGGAGAGUUGGCCUGGUCGGCCCUGCAAGGAAGAGCAGCCACCGCAUCCGAGUGGGUCUGUGCAGGGGGCUGUGGCCCUGUCUGGGUGGGCAGGACCCCCACAGCCUGGUCCCAGAGGUGUGGGUCUGACCUCCUUGGGGGCUGGAAGAUUACAGGUUGACCAUGAGGCAUCUAUUCCCAGGUGGGAGCGCUGCCCUUCCCAGGGUCGGGGCGAUGAGGCUGGUGGGGAGCUGAGACCAAGGCCCCAGGCCCUGAGGACUCCAGCCAGCCCCGCCCAGAGCCCCUGAGAGUGGGGCUCUCAGUGGCCCUUGGCUUGGCAGGUGGUGUUGGGGGACAAAGGCUCUGGAGUCUUCUUCGAUGAGUAGGGAGGUGCACCUGGCCAGGCUGGGCAGGCCUCAGGGGAGACAAGACAGGGUGGCCUGCAUUCAGGUGGAAUAGGGCCCUGGGGUGGUUCUGAGGGUGUGGGGUUUGGGGGUCCAGUUUGUUAAUAGGAGCUGGGUAAGGAGGAGGUGAUCUGGGCCCUGCCCUGUGCCCCUUGGCUGAGCUGUCCUGAGGUGUAGACGGGUGGCGUUGGCAGAAGCCUCAGGGCAGGGAGGAGGGUGCCCGGUCUGGACACUCAUGUGUGCGGGCAGGUAGCUGGGAUAUCCCACCUCCAUAUUCACCUGCCCAGUCCCUUCCAAGACCCCACCUGUCAGAGUGGGCAGGGCCUGCAGGGCCCACAGGCUGAUGCUGGCCUUGAGACCCUACACCGGGCUGGCCCCCCCACCCUCCUCUGGUUCUCAGGUUCCUCCGUCUCCUCGACUUCGGGUGGCUUUGGGGAGCAGGGCCCAUCCUGGCUCUCCAGUUCCCUCUGACCCUGGAGCUGUGCCCCGUCCUCUUCCCAGGGGCUAGAGCUGCACGGCCUUGGAGCCCUCUGCCACCCCAAAGCCCGUUGCUGAGCUGGGCGAGUGGUCAGGCGGCGAGAGUCUCGUCCCCGCCCGCCUGCCCACCCCAGGCCCUGCCCUCCUUGCUGACGAUGCUGAUCCCUGGCUCUGAGCCGCCCUGAUCCCUUGAUCCGUCUCAGCCCCCGGGAGGCCCCGGACGACCUGCCCAAGGACCUGGGGUCUCCUGGAGCCUGGGACGCCAGAGCCUUUAGCCCACCACUCUGGGGUGGGGGGAGGCAGGGGAGCCACGAGGCCGGCGCGUCCCCAGGACCAACGGCCAAGGCGGGGUGGGAGUUGGCCGGCCAGGCGGGAGGCCUGGCGCCCCGCGAUGCCGGCCGCCCCCGCGGAGGGCCAGCCCGUGGCCCUGAGCUUGGCAGAGAAGGCCGUGUGCAAAGUGGUAUACGGUGCCCCCCGCCCCCGCCCCCUGCUGCUGCCCGUGGGCCUGGAGCUAUGGCUGUAUGUGGAGAAGAUGCGUCGUCACCUGCAGAGGAAGAGGAUGGAGACCUCGUGCCUGGAGCUGGCCCUGGAGGGCGAGCGUCUCUGCAAGGCCGGGGACUUCAAGGCGGGCGCGGCCUUCUUCGAGGCAGCGGUGCAGGUGGGCACCGAGGACCUGAAGACUCUCAGCGCCAUCUACAGCCAGCUGGGCAAUGCCUACUUCUACCUGAAGGAGUACUCCCGGGCGCUGGAGUACCACAGGCACGACCUGCUGCUGGCCCGGACCAUCGGCGACCGCAUGGGGGAAGCCAAGGCCAGCGGGAACCUGGGCAACACACUCAAGGUGCUCGGCCGCUUUGACGAGGCCAUUGUGUGCUGCCAGCGGCACCUGGACGUCGCCCGGGAGCAGGGGGACAAGGUCGGGGAGGCCAGGGCAUUGUACAACAUCGGCAACGUGUACCACGCCAAGGGCAAGCAGCUCUCCUGGAACGCCGCACAGGACCCCGGGCACCUGCCGCCCCAUGUCCGGGAGCCACUGCGCAGAGCCUCCGAGUUCUAUGAGAGGAACCUGUCCCUCGUGAAGGAGCUGGGCGACCGGGCGGCCCAGGGCAGGGCAUAUGGCAACCUGGGCAACACACACUACCUGCUGGGGAGCUUCGUGGAGGCCACGACCUUCCACAAGGAGCGCCUGGCCAUUGCUAAGGAAUUUGGAGACAAGGCGGCCGAGAGGAGGGCGUACAGCAACCUGGGGAACGCCCACAUCUUCCUGGGGCGCUUUGACGUGGCCGCCGAGUACUACAAGAAGACGCUGCAGCUGUCCCGGCAGCUCAAGGACCAGGCGGUGGAGGCACAGGCCUGCUACAGCCUGGGCAACACCUACACUCUGCUGCAGGACUAUGAGCGCUCGGCCGAGUACCACCUUCGGCACCUGCUCAUCGCCCAGGAGCUGGCCGACAGAGUGGGAGAGGGCCGGGCGUGCUGGAGCUUGGGGAAUGCCUACGUGUCCAUGGGGAGCCCGGCACAGGCCCUGACCUUCGCCAAGAAGCACCUGGAGAUCUCCCAGGAGAUCGGGGACCGAAACGGGGAGCUCACGGCCCGCAUGAACGUGGCACAGUUGCAGCUGGUGCUGGGCCGGCUGAGCAGCCCCGCGGCCACGGAGAAGCCCGACCUGGCCGGCUACGAGGCCCAAGGUGCCAGGCCCAAGAGGACACAGAGGCUGAGUGCAGAGACCUGGGGCCUGCUGAGGCUCCCCCUGGAACGGGAGCAGAAUGGAGACAGCCACCAGCUGGGGGAGUGGCGGGGGCCGGGCAGGGACAUGCUCCCGCUCCCCAUGAGGAGCAGGAAGUACCAGGAGGGGCUGGAGACCGCUGAGAGGCCCCGCGAGGGCGGCCACUCCCCGCUGGACAGCGCGGACGUCCGGGUGCAGGUGCCUCGCACGAGCAUCCCUCGGGCCCCGUCCUCCGACGAGGAGUGCUUCUUUGACCUGCUGAGCAAGUUCCAGAGCAGCCGCAUGGAUGACCAGCGCUGUACCCUGGAGGAGGGUCAGCCCGGGGCCGCCGAGGCCACCGCCGCCCCCAGCCUGGAGGAGAGGGUCGCCCGGCCCUCGCUGACGGCCUCCCCGCAGACCGAAGAGUUCUUCGACCUGAUCGCCAGCUCGCAGAGCCGCCGGCUGGACGACCAGCGUGCCAGCGUAGGCAGCUUGCCCGGGCUCCGUAUCACCCACAACAACCUGGGACACCUGCGUGCCGACGGGGACCCGCAGGAGCCUGGGGACGAGUUCUUCAACAUGCUCAUCAAGUGCCAGUCCGCCAGGAUCGACGACCAGCGCUGCCCGCCUCCCGACGUGCUGCCCCGAGGCCCCACCAUGCCUGACGAGGACUUCUUCAGCCUCAUCCAGAGGGUGCAGGCCAAGCGGAUGGACGAACAGCGGGUUGACCUCGCCGGGAGCCCGGAGCAGGAGGUCAGCGGGAGACCCGAGCCCCGACAGCAGUGCCAGCCUGGCGCCACCUAAGGCCUUGUGACUGCAGCCAGGCCGGCCCCACCCCCGCUCCUGGACUGGGGGCCGGGGUGGGGGGUGAGGGGCGGAGGGCUCACGGUCAUCUGCCCAGAAGCCCGUUCCUCUGGAGGCCACGGCUGAGCACAGGCUCCAAGCCCUCUGGCCCUUUCCACUGUGGCAGACGCUGGGCACACAGCCCCCACAUCGGCUCCCUCCCAGGGUGGCAGGCUCAGGUCAGGGCUGCCCUGGAGGGCGGCUGUGCUCCUGUCCUAGAGCAGCCCCCGGGUGGUACACGGGCCUCCCACAGGCCUGCCAGGCCUUCCCCCUGCCCCAGGUCUAGCUCUCUCCCUGCCCCAGGCCAGCCUUCCCCCUGCCCCAGGCCCGGCCCUCCCCCUGCCCCAGGUCUAGCCCUCUUCCUGCCCCAGGCCCAGCUCUCUCCCUGCCUCAGGCCCAGCCCUCCCCCUGCCCCAGGCCCAGCCUUCCCCCUGCCCCAGGCCCAGCCCUCCCCCUGCCCCAGGUCUAGCCUUCUUCCUGCCCCAGGCCCAGCUCUCUCCCUGCCCCAGGCCCAGCUCUCCCCCUGCCCCAGGCCUGCAGCUUGUUGGAUCCAAACCCUCUGUGGCGCCCCCCUGCCCUGCCCAGCUCCAUCCUGCCUGGCAAAUGUGAAGAUGCUGUUGCCUCCCUUAAAUCCCCAAAGGCCCCUCUGACGGCUCUUCUGUGGGGCUUACCAGUGACACGGACAUUUCCGUCCUCCCAGAGGUGGUCCUGGGAUGAUGGAACCUGUUUGCCCCAGUCCCAGCCUCUCUCCCACAGGGAGGGGUCCCUCUCAGCCCUUCGGCCCUCCCACCUCCCCCAGGCUAGAGAAGGUGCGAGGUGGUCUCAGCCUGGAACCUGGCACAGCAGCGGAGGCAGGCCAGGUGCCCCCACACAGAGCCGCCAGGUCCUGGCAUUUCAGCCCCCCAGCCGGCACCCAGUCUUGACCAGGCAGGGGCAGUGGAUGGGUGGGAUGGGCUGUGACACCCCUCAACUCCAAGCUCCGAUGCCCAGGGACAGAGCAGGACGGGACAGAGGCCCAGGACAGGGACCGCGGCAGGGCCGGGGGCUGGCAGUGAAAGCUGGGGGAGUUCAGCUCGACCCAACCCUGGGCACCCAGCCCUCACUGCACCCCAAGCUGGGAAGGUGACAUCACUGCCUUCUAUGGGGAGGGUCCAGCCCCCACACAGCCAAGCCCACCCACGGGAUUGCGCAGGAAAGGCCCCUGCCUUGGCCCGCCACCAGCCCUUCUGGAGAGCGCACCCCCCCCCCCCCCCACAGCCCCGCGGCCCCCAGGGCGUGAGGUGGCCACGUCCUCCUCAGGCGGUGCCCCAGCUGGGCUCCCUCCAUCUUUCUCAGAGGCCCUCCUGGCAGGGGAGGCGGCCGGACCCCCACCCUGCAGUACGGCCUGGGGGCCCUGGACUCUGAUGCUCUGAAAGGUGUGGGUGGGAGCCCGGGGUGGGGGGGUCAGAUGCCAGAACACGGGCCCCCCUCGGGCCCCCACAUACUUGAAUGUACAAGCAUAUUUAUUGCUCACACGUGUUUGCCCUGUUGUCAGUGGGUCCUUUCCAACCCAAGAGGUACAUGGUUUUUUGUUUUUCCCAAAAAAAUAAAGUCUGCCAAGUGAA